Molecule: messenger RNA, 318 nt
Organism: Protopolystoma xenopodis
Lineage: Eukaryota; Metazoa; Platyhelminthes; Monogenea; Polystomatidea; Polystomatidae
Source: the annotation of a GenBank genome assembly
UCCUCUCGCGAGCUCGGCUCCGCCAGACCUUGCGGCCUGAACCUGCAAGCCGGGCUCCUCGGUUUGUCGGCAGUACGGACACUGGCAGAGGAAGAAAUAUUGCUCCUUAAGUUGUUGCCGCCUCACGAAGACGUCCGGCUCGUGCAGAUAGUGCGGUCCGUAACAGUUGAAGACCUCAUCGCCGGCGCGAAUGGACUGUGCGCACCUGAGGACGAUCCAGCCUCGCUUGAAGAAAGAACGCAGGAUCGUGCAAAAUGGGAGAAAAACAGAUCGCUUAACAAGAGGCCUCGAAAGAGACUGGAAAAGCCUUGCACUUAA